AUGGUCUGAUGGGAAGAGAGCUGGACUCUACCAAAGGCCAUUUAUGCAGCUUAAAUCAACCUAGCCAGUAGUCACACUGCUUGGAGGAAAAUGUAUUGUGCAAGAAGAAAGCGACUGCAGCUCAGUCGGGUCCUGUUUUUCCUCUCUGGGGUUUUCCUCUGUACCCUCUACCAGCUGACCAUCAGCGCCAGACUGUAUGAGCCUUUGCCAAUGCCUCAGAUUGGAGAGGAUUUUGGAGAAGGUUCAACAGAGGGGGUUGAGGAGGCUACAAUAGAGCCUGGAGGCCUGGAGGAACCUCUAACUGCAACGGGUGAAUUAGAGCCUACAGAUCAAACAACAGCAGAGAUACAUGUGGUACAUCAGACAGACGCAACUUCAGAUUUCGAAGCUUCCACCACCACAGAAUCUCCUUUAUUACCAAUCACGAAUCGGACUAUUGUGCACUGCAUCUAUGUGGCCCCUGAACCUCCACCGGAGACACCCACAGCGGCUCCGACUCCUCCUGUAACCACCAUAACUCCAGCGACCCCUGGUGAAGCUCCACAUGUAAAGGGUGAAUACCCUGAAGAUCUAUUUUCUGUUGAAGACCGCAGACGAGGCUGGGUGAUGCUCCACAUUUUUGGGAUGGUGUACAUGUUUGUGUCACUUGCGAUUGUUUGCGAUGAGUUCUUUGUUCCUGCACUGGGGGUAAUCAUAGACAAGUUAGCCAUCUCGGAUGAUGUGGCAGGAGCCACCUUCAUGGCUGCUGGAGGUUCUGCUCCUGAACUUUUUACCUCCUUGAUAGGAGUCUUCAUCGCCCACAGCAAUGUGGGUAUCGGCACGAUUGUCGGUUCAGCAGUUUUCAACAUUUUGUUUGUGAUUGGAAUGUGCGCCUUGUUUUCUCGGGAGGUUCUUCAUCUAACCUGGUGGCCACUUUUCAGAGAUGUGUCAUUCUACAUAUUUGGCCUCAUCCUACUAAUUAUCUUCUUCUUGGAUAAUGUGAUAAUGUGGUGGGAGAGCAUGAUGCUGGUGGGCGGUUACACUCUCUAUGUCAUUUUCAUGAAGUUCAAUGUGCAACUGGAGCAAGCAUUCAAGACCCAGCUCCACAAACACAAGAGCAUUGUUAAAAUUAUUGCUGUGGAGGAACCUGAUAAGACAAAUGGGGACUGUGAAGAUAAUGCACCUCCUCCUCAAGAGGACAAGAAUCGUUUAAAGUUGAAGCCUUCCCUUCAGCGAGGGGGGAGUUCAGCUUCGCUACACAACAGCACCAUGAGGAACACCAUCUUCCAACUCAUGAUUCACACAUUAGACCCCAUAGGACAGGGGAAAUUUAAGGAUAAGGCUGAGACUCUGAAUAAUGUGGCUAGACGGAAGGCAGAGAGCAAACCUCAAGACAAAAGCGAAGAUGGUGAGGAGAAAACUGAGAAGACUAAAGAGCCUGAGGCUGCCCCAGCUGCAGAAACAGAGAAGAAGGAGCAGCCAGAGGACGAGAAGGAGGAUGUGCCAGCAAAAGAGGAUGGUUCAGGAGGUUCAGGAGGCUCAGAGGACUCAGGCAGCGGUGAAGACGACAGCGACGAUGACAGUGACGAGUCCAGUGAAGAUGAGGAUGACGAUGAGGAUGAAGAUGACGCAGAGGACGAAGGAGAGGAAAAAGAAGAUGAGCCCCUGUCUUUAGAGUGGCCUGACACGCGACGUAAACAAGCCACCUAUCUCUUCCUGCUGCCUAUAGUCUUCCCUCUGUGGCUCACAGUUCCUGACGUUCGCAACCAGAAAUCCAGAAAAUUCUUUGUGUUUACCUUCCUGGGCUCGAUUCUGUGGAUUGCUGUCUUCUCCUACCUCAUGGUGUGGUGGGCCCAUCAGGUGGGUGAGACGAUCGGCAUCUCAGAGGAGAUUAUGGGCCUGACUAUUCUAGCUGCAGGGACAUCCAUCCCCGACCUCAUUACCAGCGUGAUUGUGGCUCGCAAAGGCCUGGGAGACAUGGCUGUAUCCAGCUCUGUGGGCAGCAACAUCUUCGACAUCACUGUGGGUCUCCCAGUCCCGUGGCUCUUGUACUCAUCCUUCCACGGUUUCGCUCCAGUGGCCGUCAGCAGCAACGGGCUCUUCUGUGCCAUCGUGCUGCUCUUCCUCAUGCUCCUCUUCGUCAUCAUCUCCAUCGCGUCAUGUAAGUGGAGGAUGAAUAAGGUGCUGGGUUCCACCAUGUUCCUCCUCUACUUCAUCUUCCUGGUGCUCAGUGUCAUGCUGGAGGAUCGUAUCAUCGUCUGCCCUGUUUCUAUCUGA
Molecule: messenger RNA, 2256 nt
Organism: Stegastes partitus (bicolor damselfish)
Lineage: Eukaryota; Metazoa; Chordata; Actinopteri; Pomacentridae
Product: sodium/potassium/calcium exchanger 1-like
Biological process (GO): long-term synaptic depression; intracellular calcium ion homeostasis; calcium ion transmembrane transport
Cellular component (GO): plasma membrane
Molecular function (GO): calcium channel activity; calcium, potassium:sodium antiporter activity
Source: RefSeq, a predicted model, not a curated record